Molecule: messenger RNA, 2961 nt
Organism: Ctenocephalides felis (cat flea)
Lineage: Eukaryota; Metazoa; Arthropoda; Insecta; Siphonaptera; Pulicidae
Product: insulin-like receptor
Exons: 6
Coding region: 1-2961 (986 amino acids)
Molecular function (GO): protein binding
Source: RefSeq, a predicted model, not a curated record
AUGUUUAACUAUGUGAUACAUUUCUUUAUAAUUAUAAUUGUAAUUGAUGUCCGUUCCGAGCGUUUGUGCGACAACAUCGACGCGCGGAAUACGCCAAACAGUCUGUUCGCUCUAAGAAAUUGUACAGCCGUCCUAGGGUAUCUUCAGAUCGUGUUGAUGGACAACGCGACUUCUGCAGACUUUAAACAUCACGUGUACCCAGACCUGGUGGAAGUCACUCAUUUUGUGCUGCUGUACCGAGUUAAAGGCCUGACCAGCCUUGCCGAGAUGUUUCCGAACCUGCAGGUGAUCAGAGGCCAGAAGCUGCUUGCCAACUACGCUCUUAUCAUCUACGAAAUGCCCGACAUGAUUGAGAUUGGUCUACCAGGUCUUUAUUCAAUCCAGCAUGGCGCAGUCCGAGCUGAACGAAAUCCUAAGCUCUGCUAUGUCAAUACUAUUUUAUGGAAAAACAUUACUGCAACGGGUAGUAACUUUUUCUUGAACAAUCAAUUGCCUAAUGAAUGUUCAUUAAUUGAAAAUUGUAAUAGCUGCACCAAUAAUAAUUGUUGGACUAAAGACAAAUGCCAAAAAUUUGCUGUUUACCACCCCGAAUGUGACGAACAAUGUUUAGGAGCCUGUACUGGACCAGGACCUGCUCAGUGCAAUGUCUGCAGAACAUUGCGCAAUGGAAGUAUAUGCGUAGAUAGAUGCCCGCCGGAGAGAUUAGUUUUUCUGGAUACUAUGCGAUGUUCAAAUCCGGCAAAAUGUGUGAAUGAUAAAGUAAUUUACGAAAACUCUUGCUUAUUAGAAUGUCCGGCAGGAUUUAUGAACUCCAGUGGCAUUUGCAUAAAAUGCCCUAAGCAGAAAUGCCCUAAUGUGUGUCGAGGUGCUAUAAUAACAUCCAUCUCUGAUGCGCAACAUUUUAAAGGAUGUACGAUCGUAAACGGGAGUUUGCAGAUACGGUUAUCAGAAGCCAUUGAUAUUACUCAAGACUUGCUACACAACUUGAGUGAGAUAGAAGAAAUAAUUGGUAUCUUAAAAGUGUAUAGAUCAUUUUCAUUAAAAUCACUUCAUUUUUUUACUAAUUUGAAAGUUAUACAUGGAAAUGAAGAAUUAGAUUCCAACAAAUAUUCUCUGAUGGUAUUUGAAAAUCAAAAUUUACAAAACCUUUUUAAUGUGACCAGUCUCCGCAUAGAAAAGGGUUCUAUUUUGUUCAACAACAACCCAUACUUGUGCCUAUCAGAAAUAGAAAAAUUCCAGCAAUAUACAAACUUAACAAAACUAUCAUUAAAAGAUUCUUUUCCUAGCUGGAAUGGAUACAAAGCUAACUGUAACUUUGUAAAAAUCAAAACCUUUGCAGGAAAUGUAUUCACCACAAAUGCUACUAUUUACUGGGAGAACUAUAAAAACGUUAGUUCUAAUGGAUAUAUGAUAUAUUAUAUAAAAGCUCCCGAAAAAAAUGUGAGAAUUUAUUAUGGUAUGGAUACAUGUCUGGAAAACUCCUGGAACGGUACUCAGUUUAAAGAGAAGACUCAAAGUCAAUAUUUAAAAUAUACUUUGACUGAUCUUAACGCUUUCACACAAUAUGCAUUCUAUGUUCGAUCAUAUGAUUUAGAAAGUCCUGUUCUAAAUUUCCAUCAAGAAGUUCAAUCUAACCUAGAGUAUUUUAAAACUUUGACUGAUCAACCAUCUGGUGUUGAAAGAAUUAGGACUGUAAGCAAAAACUCAAGUUCUAUAACUAUAACAUGGUUUCCACCUUCAACACCAAAUGGUAUCCUAAGUCAUUACAAGUUAUAUGUAUUUCAUCAUCCUGAUGAAAAUGAUUUUCUAGACCCAAGGAAUUAUUGUAAAGAACCAAUGGAGGAUAUAGAAACUAAUCCCGAACUGGAAAUGAUCCAAUCAGCACCAGCACAACAGUCAUGUUUUUGUCCUGAUGACGAACCAUUAUUAAGUAUUGAUCAAGAUGAAAGUGAUAUUUGCAUUGAAGGAGCAGAAACGCAUCACAGUUGUUCCCAAAUGAAAUACUCAAGUAAUAGAGUCCGUAGAGCAUUAACACCACAUGUUAGAGUUAAAGAAUUUCCAGAUGUUAUAGUUGAUGGAUAUUACGAAGUUACAACUAUAAAUUUCAGUGCAGAAUUGACUCAGUAUACCGUCAAUCAUCUAAGGUAUUACGGGUUAUACACAUUACAACUAGCGGCUUGCAACAUAAACGAAAAAAAUUAUGAGGUGUGCAGCCCAAUAGAGCAUUUUACAGACCGUGCAGGAAAAUACAUCAGAGCAGAUGACAUAUUGGAUUUCCGAGUCGAAACCAGAAAUAAUGAAGUCUUUUUGAAAUGGUCAGAACCUGAAAAACCAAAUGGUGUGAUUAUUACUUAUUUUAUAGAAUAUGGUAAAUACGAAUGGGAAAAGGCUCCAUUCAUGACAAAAUGUGUCACCAGACUUCAUCAUGCUAUGAAUAACUACACCCAUACAUUACUUCUAGAAGAUGGAACUUAUAAGGCUCGUGUGAAAGCCCAAUCUCUAGCAGGAGACGGUCGAUAUACCAACAUGGUCGAAUUUAAUGUGACGAAAAUCGAAAUACAGUUUCCAAAUACGGGUAUAGUGCUAUUGUAUUGUGCUCCAGGCAUUGCUUUAAUGGCUGUUUUAAUCUAUUGUUUGAAUAAACACAAUUGUUUUUGCACGCCUUAUGCAAAAUCAUCUUGCUUUAAGAAAAAACAGUCAACUUGUUCUAAAAUGCGCAAUGAUUCUUGGAAUGAUUCUCAUGGUGAAGAACAAGAUAUGCGCCGUCAAAUUUUGUUUGAUGAAAUUACUAAUCAAUUAUUCGAUGACACUGCUCCUAAUUUAGGUUUGAUAAAGAGAGAUUUUAAUGUUAGAUAUUUUCAUAGUCGCCCAGAUAUAGAUGAUACAGUGCAAAUUAAACCAAAUACAUUUCUAACUAGCGCCUCUAUAGAAGCACAUGCCUGCGCUAAUGAAUACCAAUGA